AUCUGUCAUUUGAUCGCUGAACCAACAUUCAUUGAUAUACCUAAGAGUUUGGUUAUCUAUCAAUUGGUUAUUAUUGUGAAAUAGUUGGAAAUUAAAUAAAGGUUUGAAUUUUUAAUAAAAUCAUGGCGGUUCGCGUACAAUUCGAGAAUAAUAAUGAAGUAGGGGUGUUUAGUAAAUUGACGAACGCGUACUGCCUAGUUGCUAUCGGUGGGUCUGAGAACUUCUACAGCGUGUUCGAGGCGGAGCUGGCGGAGACGAUUCCUGUAGUGCAUGUGAGCAUCGCCGGGUGCCGCAUCAUCGGCCGCAUGACCGUCGCUAACAAAAACGGCCUACUGGUACCUUCGUCCACAACAGACACAGAACUGCAACACAUUAGAAACAGUUUGCCGGACAACGUCAAAGUGCAGCGCGUAGAGGAGCGUUUGAGUGCGCUGGGUAACGUCAUCACAUGUAACGACUACAUAGCUCUUGUGCAUCCUGAUUUGGAUCGGGACACUGAAGAAAUUCUAGCCGACACAUUGAAUGUGGAAGUGUUCAGGCAGACAGUCGCGGGAAACACUCUAGUUGGCACGUACGCGGCACUCAGCAAUCGCGGCGGCUUGGUGCAUCCCAAAACGAGCAUACAGGAUCAGGAUGAGCUGUCGUCGCUGUUACAAGUACCGUUAGUGGCGGGCACAGUGAACAGAGGCAGUGACGUCAUUGGCGCAGGACUGGUGGUGAAUGACUGGUGUGCUUUUUGUGGAAUGGACACUACAUCGACAGAAAUUUCAGUUAUAGAGAGUGUAUUCAAAUUAAACGAUGCUAAACCCACAGCGAUCACAUCCACAAUGCGUGCAUCACUCAUUGACAGCAUGUCAUAACGUUGGUUCGGCCAAAUUUGUACCUAAAUGUGAUAUAAUAAAGAUGUCGUUUAAUUGCACCUUGUACUUUUAAAUUGUUAAUAUGUAAGUGCGUCUGUUGGACAGACUGCAUAAUGACAACCAAUGAGUCUUUGAUCUAAUGUUUUAUUAUAAAUAUAG
Molecule: messenger RNA, 1019 nt
Organism: Achroia grisella
Lineage: Eukaryota; Metazoa; Arthropoda; Insecta; Lepidoptera; Pyralidae
Gene: eIF6
Product: eukaryotic translation initiation factor 6
Exons: 1
Coding region: 123-860 (245 amino acids)
Biological process (GO): maturation of LSU-rRNA; cytosolic ribosome assembly; maturation of 5.8S rRNA
Cellular component (GO): preribosome, large subunit precursor; cytosol; nucleolus
Molecular function (GO): ribosomal large subunit binding
Source: RefSeq, a predicted model, not a curated record